Cyphellophora attinorum is the source of this 1515-nucleotide messenger RNA. Its product is annotated as UBX domain-containing protein 10. NCBI's taxonomy places the organism in Eukaryota, Fungi, Ascomycota, Eurotiomycetes, Chaetothyriales, Cyphellophoraceae. The coding region runs from base 1 to 1515 and encodes 504 amino acids. The transcript has a single exon. The record is from RefSeq and is a predicted model, not a curated record. Gene Ontology annotation, molecular function: ubiquitin binding. Gene Ontology annotation, cellular component: endoplasmic reticulum.
AUGUCGACUCCCGAUAUUUCCCAGCUUACUGCGACCCAGCAGGAGGCUCUUCAGACAUACACUUCAGUCACGGAUCAAGAUCCGCUUGCGGCCAUUGCGAUGCUACAACGGGCAGAAUGGAACGUCCAGAUAGCUAUUGCGCGCUUCUUCGAUGGCGAACCAACAACAGACGCAUUGGCAGAAGCGCGAGCCGCCAUGGCUCCCGUUCCAAGACAGACCACGAAUCUUCAGUAUGAGGCUUUACUCGACGCCAGCAGACCUUCCGCAUCGGCGUCUCGGCCGCCAGAAGACCGAGUGGAGAAGAUCGAUACAGCAGCAUCUGGGACCACACACCAGCAGCCGUCAUUUCUUUUAUCGGCACUUUUGGUGCCAUUCCACCUGGCGUACCGGAUAUUUGGCACGCUGCUCGCGCCGUUCGGGUUCCUGGUGCCCACAAUCAUAUCCAGACUUCUCAGCCGACUCCUCACACAACGGUCAAGACCUGUCAGGAGAGCGCUGCCUCCUGGUGACAACGCCAGGAGGUUCAUUCGAGAGUUCGGGGAAACGUAUGGGGACAAUUCGUUACCGUUCGUGGAAUCAGGAUUCAACUUGACUCUCGAUAAUGCAAAGAAGGAUCUGAAGUAUCUGCUUGUGGUGCUACUCUCACCUGACCACGACGAUAAUGAAACAUGGGUCAGAGAGACUCUCCUGAGCUCGGAGCUAGCCUCUUUCCUGGCCUCGCAUAAAGAUGAGGUGGUACUCUGGGGAGGCAAUGUGCAGGAUGCUGAAGCGUACCAAGUUUCUUCUAGCCUUAAUUGCACCAAAUUCCCGUUCGCCGCAUUGAUCUGUCAAACAUCAGAUACGGGCUCGUCUGCCAUGACCGUGGUGAUGCGUGCAGCCGGACCGAUGGCAGCUGGAGAGUUGGUAGCGAAAUUGGGCUCAGCAAUGUCUGCACAGCAAACGCAACUACGAACCGCCCGAUCUCAACGGAGCGAACAGCAGGUUUCACGGAACCUCCGUCAAGAGCAGGACUCAGCAUACGAGAGGUCUCUGGCUCAAGAUCGGGAAAGGGCAAGGGUACGACGCGAGGAACAGCAAGCUCGUGAGCAAGCAGAGGCAGAGGCGAAGGCUGCCGCCAAAGCGAAAGAAGAUCUACAGCUGCGGACAGAACAGUGGCGACGUUGGCGGGCUCAAUCUUUGCCGCAGGAACCUGGUGCCGAAGUCAAGGACGCUGUUAGGGUCAGCAUCCGGCUGCCUUCUGGUGAGCGAGUGAUUCGCAAGUUCCAGCCUGACGCGACUGUGGAAGAGCUAUACGCCUUCAUUGACUGCCAUGGCAUCCUUGAUGGACAGUCUUCGUCAGAAAGGGCCACGGAGCCCAGUACCUAUACCCACAAGUUCGGCUUCAGGGUCGUCUCGCCUAUGCCUCGAGUGGUGUACGCAAUAGAAGAUGGGGUUACGAUUGGCGACAAGAUUGGAAAGGGGGCUAAUCUCAUUGUAGAACCGAUCAUAGACGAGGAGGGAGAAGAAGGGGCAUAG